CGCGAUACUUUCCACAGUUUGCUGGUUCCCUUCUAGCCACCAGCCACGCACAGCUGGCGGGAAAUACUAGGGAACAUAAACACACUGUGUUGGCAUGGUUGGGAUCAGUUGAAUGUGAAGGCGUCUGAAUAAUGGUUCAGAUAGUAGUAAGAAGCAGUGUGGAUGGCAUCAGUCCUCCAGAAUGGCUGCUGGUGGAGCUGCAGGGUGAGGUGAUCUCCAGACACAACUCUGGUCUGGCAGGAGACGUGAUGGGAGACCUAGUCUACACCAGAGAGGGGGUGCCAGUGCUCAUUGUAGGACAUCAUAUUCUAUAUGGGAAGCAGGUCAAACUUGAGAAACCCUUCGCUGUCCUCACCAAGCAUUCCAGCCAUUUGCAGGAUGGCCUUGGCAGCCAUGACAACGACGACAACAACAACAACGAUGAUGUCACACAGGUGCCUAUGGAAACGAACCAGCAAGGACCCACCUCCACUUCUUACUCUGUGACUGCCCUCAUCAAACGGAAGCUGAUCUUUAAGACGCGCCCCAAACCCAUCAUCACCAACGUACCCAAGAAGGUGUAGCGGGACUGCGUUUCCUCACUGGGUCAGAGGUCUUGUGUGUGUUUGAUAGUGACAAACUUUACUGGGAGUGUACUUCAGUUUGUGUCAUCUCUGACAGGAUGAAGUUUGAUUAUACAUCUGUUGUACAAUUGAUCAAUACUACACCUCAUAUUGAUCAAUACUGCCUACCUUUAACUGUCCUGAAGUGAUUCAAACAAGAGACUUUAAAGCUGAAGUAGGUAAGUUGGAGCAAAUGUGAUUUAAAAAAAAAAAAAAAAAGUUAAAAAGUAUAUCCUGACAGUAGUGCAUGAGACAG
Sebastes umbrosus (honeycomb rockfish) is the source of this 858-nucleotide messenger RNA. It is a transcript of the gene chtf8, whose product is annotated as CTF8, chromosome transmission fidelity factor 8 homolog (S. cerevisiae). Bases 132 to 563 code for a protein of 143 amino acids. Lineage: Eukaryota; Metazoa; Chordata; Actinopteri; Perciformes; Sebastidae. Gene Ontology annotation, cellular component: Ctf18 RFC-like complex. The record is from RefSeq and is a predicted model, not a curated record. The transcript has 3 exons. Gene Ontology annotation, biological process: mitotic sister chromatid cohesion.